CAUGGACGUCAUGAGCAUAAUUUCCGUAUCUGAUCAUGAAUUUGCGGAGCCAACCAAAGGUAUACCUACUUUGUCUCGUCAUGACACACGAGAUGUGCUCUCUCUAAGGGUGAGAACAGGAUGUCUUAACGGGAUGCCUCAAUGCAACUUGAGAGCUAUCACCUUUCGAGGCCGUCACGCAAUGAGGGUCAUGGUAUGGAGAACCGACAGACAUCUUGCCUAUAUUGGUAUCCCGAGAGCAUCAGUGGACAGUGACAUGCUUGUUGCUGCACUCGUAAGCCCUGGCGGUUCUGCCCACACGCCCAUUACUGAUAUGCCUUCAAUCACAAGAACAUAUCUCAACCCUGGAGACCGAGUAUGGGACCGAUACAUGUGUCCAUCGCCGACAAAGAACUCUAGGAUCAAGCUACAGCACACCUUGAGAAAUACCUCAAUGUUGGAUUGGCUGGGGGAGUGUCAUUUCUCUACGUAUUUGGAGUGUUCAGGUGGAAACCGCCAAUGAUGCUAGGCUAGCCAAAGCUUAUGUCUUCUCCAGUGCGGAGACAACAUGAAGAUCAGCCCGAGGCCCACCGUGAUAUGAGAAACGCUCGAGAUCUUGCGUUAGUACGGCCAUGUCCAUAAGCUGUUUCGGAGUCGGGGCGAGAAGUGGUGAUCGAUCUCCAUGUCGAUCAGGGUCUUCACUGAAUUGCACCAUGAUUCAGCAUUCUAGCCUCGAAGCGGGUAUAUCCAACUAGUGAUUCUCUGUUGGUGAGCCGAUGCGAAGAAACAUAAAAUUACUUGUGCGGAGGAUGUUGAACUCUCUUGGCUUUCAUAGCUGGUGCGAGUAUGACCGAGGCAGACCCAUCAAUGGAGACCAGUAGGUUUCAUCAGACGUUUCCGUCGAUACAUCGAUCCAGGUCCAAUAGGUAUACCUGGAAAAUAUAAUCAUAAAAUUUCAGCCAUGGGAGGAUUGUCCCCAGGGGUCAUGCCGCACGGAAGUUCUUCGAGCGGAAAGUCUCAAAUAAUAAUGGCCAGAUUAUCGCAAACCUUUAAACAGAGCCGCAACUCGCUUGUGGACCAUAGCAAGUCAUGAGCUUUGCUAUAUUAUCUCUCGCAGAACUACGGAGUACUGUGCCGGUUUUAGAAGUUACUCAGUGAUAAGCUAGAAUACAAUGCCGAAAUUCCUCUGUCUUGCACAGCUUUUUGCAGUAUUUUACAAAGAUAAUGAACAGCACCCGUCCCACAGUGGCAUAGGUAAAGGAAUGCGCUUGGCGAUCCAGAUAUCAAGCAAUUGUCAAUGCUGAUAAGAAUCUGCACAACUAUUGAGCCAUGAACGAAGCCAAGGCUGAUGCUGGCGUACACGUAACCGCGUCGACGAUCUCGAUGUCCAUGAUUUCGGUGGCUGCUGGGUAACAAUUCGACAUUCAGAAUUGCAAUGUCGUCGUUGUCGGCCUUGCUGGCAACACCUUCACUUGAGGUUCACUGAGAGCGGAGACAUUCUGGGCAUCGUAGCGUGCGCUACUCUACUCCAGCCACAUUCGUGCUGUCCCACAGAUGCAAGCUGCGAGGCAGAUGAUGCAAGCCAUUGCAGCCAAUGAGUUGAGGCGAGGAGAACAUGAAGCCGAGUUGGAAGUGUAUUGGCCCUCAAGGUCGCCUGCAGGGCGUUCCAUAGCAGAGCCUUCACCGGCCCACUCCUAAGACGACUGCUGUCAGCAAAAUCAUGUCUGUACUAAACUUGACCAAAACAGCGACAUUGAUGGGUCUGAUGGCGGAGCAUGGCUGAUGGUUGAUGGGUCAUGGCGUAGAGGGUCCGAGGACAACCUGGUGUUUGCUUGAUUCGAGUUUCGGUUUUCGGGUUUUAACGGAUUGGAUGCUUUGAGAAUCCAGGGCUAUAUACUGCUAGAUACGUGUGUGGCGAAGGGAAGCAUAUCGGAAACCGACCGAGAUACGAAUGAAACGAUACGACUGGCAUCAGAGAGCCGAUCCCAGUUGAGAGGAGAAUCAUCAUCAAUCAUUAUUGUCGAUAAGCGCAUUUGUGCUACUCGGCGAGGGAGUUGAAGACAUGGCGGGCAGACGAGAUAUGGGAAAGUACUGAUAAGAGAGAUAAGCCCUCAUUCAAGCGGAGGAGUAUUCUCUGAUACGCUGAAGGAUCGGAUAUCGAGAAGCGGUUCAUGGUGAAGCUGGGGUUGCAUGGCUAGUGGCUGUAGGGGUGUUGUGUGUUUGCGAGGGGGCGAGAUGGAUCUUCAUUGACCUGGGGGAGAUUCUGGGGUGAGGUGAGGGGGUGGAUUUGGGGCUGUCCGUGUAAGUGUGGGCGGUGGCUUUCAGCCAAAGGCAGUGAAGGUCUGAGACUCAACAACAACGCCCGUUACUAUCUGAUCUUUAUCUUGGGUACCUUGCGUAGGCAGGGUCAUUGUGGUGGUCUUUCUAUUCCGUAGUAUCACUUUUUUGAGGAGUCAUAGAUUGUCUGAGCAACCGAAAGCACCUCAUUGUGCUGAGAUCCAGCUACAUCAGCCCUGGCCUUGGCCUUGGCGAUUUGAAUCGAAUAUGACAACCAAGUGGCCAACUGAACAAUAAUGGACAAGGCCCAGGCUCGGGUUCUGUAGCCGUUGCUCAGAGCUCAAUCAGCCAAUCGACAUGGCGAAUUGAGCACUCAGUUACACACAGACAUUCAGGUACGACAUACAACGGCCAGGGGAGUAAACACAUGGUUGUUGUGUGAAGGGGCCACUGAUGUGUCAGUGGGUUGGUUGAUCGGUUGGUCUUCGAUUAUUGUCUCACUCACACUCCCUUUUCUUUGUUUGUUUGGGGAAGCUAAGCAUGCAUGCCAUGCCUGACGAUUGAUACCAAGAGUCUUGGGCUAUGCGCCAGGGCAUAACACGGGAAGAACAUGCACCUAUUAGAUUGCUCAUAUCCGUACUGUAUCACCAGUAAACCAGCAAAGUGCUUCCGCCAUCGAUCACGGGACUUUUGAUCUCCAACAUGACAGACCAAAUCAUAAUUAUUCUGUGCU
This is a messenger RNA of Fusarium odoratissimum NRRL 54006, 2989 nucleotides long. RefSeq lists its product as uncharacterized. Lineage: Eukaryota; Fungi; Ascomycota; Sordariomycetes; Hypocreales; Nectriaceae. The record is from RefSeq and is a predicted model, not a curated record. The transcript has a single exon. The annotation marks the transcript as partial.